Tribolium madens (black flour beetle) is the source of this 755-nucleotide messenger RNA. RefSeq lists its product as uncharacterized. Lineage: Eukaryota; Metazoa; Arthropoda; Insecta; Coleoptera; Tenebrionidae. The transcript is spliced from 3 exons. Bases 80 to 661 code for a protein of 193 amino acids. The record is from RefSeq and is a predicted model, not a curated record. Gene Ontology annotation, biological process: sleep; regulation of synaptic transmission, cholinergic; positive regulation of voltage-gated potassium channel activity.
UUUGUCACAGUUAGGUUUGACCACGUCGAAACCUAGAAAACCUACCAAAACAAUCGCCCUCACCCCCUAGCAGCCCGUAAUGUCACGAGUGCAGUCCUCACCCCGUCCAGCCGACGGAGGCGCCGGUAUGUCGUGGCGUCGUUGUUUACUCCACUUCUUUCAUUUUCAUUCCGGCAUUAUGCUGGUGCAGUCGUGCCUCCUACUUAUUGCGUUUUUGGGGAUUCAAAGGGGAUUGUGCCUCAAGUGCUACACCUGUCUUUCUAAUGAGCCUCGCGAUGCUUGCGCUAAGUUCGACAAGAGCAAAGUGCCUCUGAAGACCUGCGAUAGGAAGGAGUUGGAACGAACGGAAGCCAUGGCUAAGGAAAUGCACCCCAAGAUUGGCAAGCUUUUUGAAGUGGAUGCUGCCGUCGAGCCUUUAUUGCCUCUUAAUUGUCUUAAACAGGAGAGCAAAUACGGAAACAAGCACUAUGUCCUUCGAGGAUGUCAGCUUGCUACCAGUAACGAUCUCGAUAUCUGCGUCAAAGUGAAAAAGGACAAUACUGAACAUUUCCAAACGAAUUACUGUUCCCUUUGUAACGGCGAUGGUUGCAACGGUGCUCCUACCAAAAGCACUUCCCACAUUAUUUUUGUGUUUGUUGUUACUUUUUUAAUCUACUUUUAAAAUAAAUACGCUAAUUUAGGUUUGGAUUUAGAUGUUUAGGUAUGUGUACAUAUGUGAUUUUUUGUUUUUAUUGCAAUAAAUUUAUUAAGACUAA